This is a messenger RNA of Penicillium argentinense, 537 nucleotides long. RefSeq lists its product as uncharacterized. The record is from RefSeq and is a predicted model, not a curated record. The transcript has a single exon. Bases 1 to 537 code for a protein of 178 amino acids. NCBI's taxonomy places the organism in Eukaryota, Fungi, Ascomycota, Eurotiomycetes, Eurotiales, Aspergillaceae.
AUGAUCCGUCAUCUCGGCUUACACUGGGCGUAUCGAACGUUGGGCAUUCUGGCCGUUGUCGUAAACACGAGUUGUAUCCUUUUGGUCAAAGAUCGAAACAAGACUAUUGGCUCAAACCAAGCCGCGUUCGACCUCGAAAUCCUCAGACGAGGCGAGUAUCUUCUCCUCCUUGGUUUCAGUGCUUUCACCAUGCUCGGCUAUUUCAUUUUAAUUUUCAGUCUGGCAAACUUCGCAACAUCCAUUGGCCUAUCCUCAUCGCAGGCCUCCGUCGCCAGUUCUCUUUUCAAUUUGGGACAGGCUAUCGGAAGACCUCUGAUCCGGUACUUCAAUGAUACCAUCGGCCGCAUCAAUAUGGCUGCUUCUAUGACCUUUAUCGCGGGUAUCAUCCCGGUAACCAUUUGGACCAAUACAGGCAGUUACGGCCUGCUAAUCUUUUUUGCAUUGGCUGAAGGUCUCGUCUCGUCGCAGGAAACUUCUGGGCCACCAUUGCACUUGUGGCUGAAGUUGUGGGGCUACGGAAUGUUCCAUCGGGACUAA